UGUGUGAGUUCAAGUGCCAGAUGAGGGUCGUGUUUUAUUAUUUUGUUCAAUAUAUCUAUUAUUGUAGUUUUAAUAAUUUAUAAAGAGAUUAAAAAAAAAACUAUUAAAAAUCUGCAAACUCAGUAAAGUUCAUAGAAGUUUUAUAAUAAAUUCUUGAACAUUUUUGUAAGCAUUCUGCGUUUGGGAUAAAGUUUUUGCAUUUAACUACAUCCGGAAAGAAUAAUGGGUACCAGAGACACGGAUUUAGUGCCUGAUUUUAGGAAUUACGACCACUUGAGGAGGAGGUUUCCUGUCGUAAGUAAACCCAAAGUUUUGGGAGCCUUUAGCAUUGACAAGAAUAGAGAAUACCACGACGAUCUUGAGAAUCUGAAGUAUUUGAAUGUUCCGGGAGAAUCUGGAGGAAUUGUUCACUGGGACCUGAACAGUGGCUAUGAGAAUUAUCUGCCAAAAAAGGAGAAGGAUAAUUGCAAUAUUGAUCACAUUUUGGAGUUCAUCGUGAAGAAUGAGAAGAAGAUUAAGAAUUCUGGGAGUUCGAAAAAAAUCAUUCCAGACUUUGUAAGUUUUCGUGGGCUUUUGAGGCUCAUCAUGUGCACUCCUUACGAGGCGAGGCCCAGGGAUGAGCCAUGGAUUGUGCUGGCAACGAAAUACCGAGGAACAAUUUAUCUGUGUCAGAAGGAGACUCCAGAAGCAGAAGCUGCCAGGAGAAAUAUGCCUGAAGACCAGGAGAAGUUCUGCUACUAUGGCUUCAAAUUCGAACAGUAUAUCCUGACCAAGGAGCCCAAUAAAUCCAAUGAUUUGUCGAAGCCGGUGAUUGCUAAUGAGGAAUUUGCUGUAGCCUUUUCAUCCAAAUUUGCUGGACACAACCUUCUCUACGUCGCAGAGAUGGAUGGAAUAAUUUCAGACACAGCCAUUGAAAAAAAAACAGAUUUAUCCAGGAUUCCCGUUGAAUUUGUUGAAGUGAAGACGAAGAAGAGGGAGGAACACCCACAGCAAUUGAGGAAUUUCAAGAGAUUUAAGCUUCGGAAAUGGUGGUGUCAGAGUUUCCUUGCUGGGAUUGAUUCUGUGUUUGUGGGCGUGAGGAACAACAAAGGGAUUGUGGAGAAAAUUGAACGAAUGCGUGUGGGCGAAAUGGCAGAGAUAGGAGCAUCAGACUGGUCAGGUUCCAUCUGCAUGAAUUUCUGCAUAAUCUUCCUUGACACUGUAAAGGCUGCUAUGGAAGAUAUUGAUGAUCCCAAUACAGUCAUCAAAUUCUCUUUCAACCCCCAAUUCUGCAAUCGGAUUCUGCAUGAGAAAUUCCCAGGAAAAUCAGAUUUGAGCUUCCUACCAGAAUGGUAUAUCAAAUUUCUUGAAUGUCUCUAGCCAAUAAAGUUUAUAACGCUGGAAAA
Molecule: messenger RNA, 1385 nt
Organism: Phlebotomus papatasi
Lineage: Eukaryota; Metazoa; Arthropoda; Insecta; Diptera; Psychodidae
Product: decapping and exoribonuclease protein-like
Exons: 1
Coding region: 223-1359 (378 amino acids)
Biological process (GO): nuclear-transcribed mRNA catabolic process; NAD-cap decapping
Cellular component (GO): nucleus; cytosol
Molecular function (GO): mRNA 5'-diphosphatase activity
Source: RefSeq, a predicted model, not a curated record